Messenger RNA from Mytilus trossulus (common blue mussel), 612 nucleotides. Its product is annotated as neurogenic differentiation factor 6-A-like. Gene Ontology annotation, molecular function: protein dimerization activity; DNA-binding transcription factor activity, RNA polymerase II-specific. NCBI's taxonomy places the organism in Eukaryota, Metazoa, Mollusca, Bivalvia, Mytilida, Mytilidae. The transcript has a single exon. The record is from RefSeq and is a predicted model, not a curated record. Bases 1 to 612 code for a protein of 203 amino acids.
AUGGAAAACACAUUCUCAAUGGAAUAUUCAAAAAUGAUAACAGGACAACAGUAUAAUGAACCGGAAGAGUAUUGUUCCUAUGAAGCAUUCAAUACAUAUGACUGUCACAUUCCGAGAGAUUAUUGUGAAAGCGGCCAUGUUGUUCCUGAUAAACCAAUGGACUGCAAUUACACGGAAUUGUCUUAUGAUCAACAGAAUAUUUUUUAUAAUACAAAUAAUACUUAUUAUAACUCUGACAAUUCGUCCGAUUAUUCUUGGGAAUAUUUAUCUGAAGAAGAUGUCGGUGAAAAUCGGAAGCGGAAAACUAUUCAAAAGACCGGAAGUGAGUCUAAAGUACAACCAGUGAAGGUGCGAGAGUGUGCCACGGAACGAGAACGCAAUCGUAUGCAUCAGUUGAACGAUGCAUUUGACAGUCUUCGUCAAGUCGUACCAAAAACGAAUUUAACCGACCAACAGAAAUUAUCGAAGAUUGGAACUUUGAAGUUGGCAAUCCAGUAUAUUUCAGCGUUAACGAAUGUGUUACGGACCAGCGGCGUGGAAAUAUCGCCGAUUCCAACUACCACUGAUGGAGAUAGGCGUGGAAGAAGGCGAAAUUGCAGGAAACGAUCAUAA